Messenger RNA from Vitrella brassicaformis, 3980 nucleotides. Lineage: Eukaryota; Vitrellaceae. The record is from the annotation of a GenBank genome assembly.
GUCCAUAUAUAUAGGUCUAUCUAUGCGGGUGCGCGGUGCGUACGGUCUCUCAAUCCAUUUCACACCACCACCACUGCUGUACAAGAGUCAGUCGCGUCGCCUCAACCAACCAGAUCAUCCAUAGAAUCGCAUCAGUCAGUCCACCUAAUCUAUCUAGUCACUCUAUGCCGGCCGGCACGGGCACGUCGGUGCCUCUGUCUUGCUGCUCGUCACCUGCGCCACCACCACCACCGCCACUGAUCACAUCAACCGUCACCUCCUCUAAUGGACUCUUCACCGCCUGUCAACACACACACACACACACACGAGAGAGAGAGAGUGUGCAAACACGCGCACACAGUUACCUGAGGUGGUUCGGUAGACGGCGAGCGUAUCCGUUGGAAUGAGGGGUUCUGCAGCGCCAGGCUCAGGUAGGUCAGCCCGUACAAGACACACAAGAUCAUCGCCUGUACACCACCCUCACACCCACACAGACGGUGUGCCUUUCUCUCUCUGUCUCUCUCUCCCUGUUUGUGUGUGUGUGUGUACCUGUGAGGUCAGUGCUUUGCUUAUCUUGCUCUUGCCAAACCCCAAUCGGUCCAGCUGCUCUUCGCCUGUCAGCACCGAACCCUACACCACACAAGACCACAAACACAGCACACCGGGGCUCGGUGUGUGUCUGUCGUGGUGUCGGGGGCAGUGCAGUGCAGUGGAGGGGCAAAGUCACUCCUCACUCUGACAGAUCUGCCGGGGAGGAAGGAGAGCCCCGUGAACUCGUUGACACACAGACCUUCGAAGGUUAUCUGUCGCAUGACAAACAGAGACCGACCGACGUGGCUGUGUGAUGUGGUGUGUCAUGGGGCGUGUCAGUCAUGCUUGUAUGCCUGCCUUGAUGAGCGAAGCGUGGUCGAGCCACCGGAGGAAGAAGGGCACCGAGUCCACGUUGAUGAACAGACCUGCAUGUGACCGACCGACAUGGGUGACACAUAUGUGUGUGUGUGCGGCCACACGUGACCCACCUCCCAGCACAAUGAAGAUCAGCAUGACGGCCGGCGCCAGAGCCAACGCAAACUCAACCUAAACCCCCCCGUCCCCCCCAACACAACACAACACAUACACACACAUCCUCACUCACGCACAGCCGGCGUAACAAGACAAGCGCACCGACCGAUGGCGAGAAGGAUCCCAGGAAGAGCCCCAGCGCUGAGCUCGCCAGGCCCUCGAGCGUCAGCAGGCUCAGGAACGUCAGCACACGGCCUUCACUCAUCAUCCACACACAGCCGUCCCCGCCCGUGGUGCGACAGACAUCCCUCUCUCCCCCUCCCUCCCUCCCUCCCUCCCUCGCCCGCACCGAUUUUGGGAUUGAGCCCUGUGAGGGGGUAGAGAAUGGCGCCAAAGAUGAUGGGAAAGAUCGCACCUUAACAUGGUGUGGCACACACACGAGGGAUUGGGUGGGGUGGGUGGCGGAAUGGAAUAUGUGUUGUGUGUGUGUGGGUACUGCCGGGUAUCUCUGCGACGAGUUUGCUGAGGAAGUAGGGACCCACCGAAUACGACUUGGCAACCUUCUCUCGCAGCACUAUCAGACGCUCCUGCACACACACACACACACACAGACAGACAGAGAGAGAGAGAGAGAGAGGGGGAGAGAGACGGUGUGGAUCUUCAUCCAGGUGUCUACCUUUGCGAAGGCGGCGACAGUCUUGACGAUUGAGGUCAUGGCGAUGCUCACGGAGGCGACCUGCAGAAGGCCCAAUCGGUCCUGAUUGUUGUGGCAACACAGACAGACAGACACACACAGAGAGAGAGAGAGAGAUGGAGAUGGACCAAGGUGUGUCUGUGCUAUUAUGUGUGCCUGUAUGUUCUGCUGUGAGACGCCCAGCCGAUAGAAGAGCAUUCCUUCCACCAAAGCACUGCUGAUGGUCGACGAUAGCCUAUCAGUUUCACACACACACACAUGAUGAUGAUGAUGAUACCACCGAUCUCUAUAGUUAGAUGGAUGGAUGGAUCUACCGUGCUAUGAGCGUCGCCUUAUCCCGCACAACGCUCCGCCACGCACGCCGGAACAGCAGCCUGCACGCGCACACACACAGCCACCCAUACAGACGUGCUGGCAUUCACACACCCACCCACCAAGGCGGCCUUACGCAAACUGAUCCAUCCACUUGCGCAUCAGCAGCCGAAUGCGCAGCCCGUCGGCCAAUGCGGGCGGCAUCGCUGUCCCCACUGCCCCCGCACGAGGGACCCUUCGCGCGUGUGUGCGUGGACGGCGGUCCUGUGGACACAAAGGCACACACACACACGGAUUUUCAGAUGUCCAGAUGUGUGCUGUGAUGUGUUUCCGUUGCGUUGACGUACCUGCCAAGCUCUGACGAGCUGCUGCACCCUCUCGGUGCUCUCGCGCUGCGCCGCUUCGGAGGAGUAGUCGACGCUGGCCAGGUCGAUCACCCACUCCGCCACGUUGAAGUUGGCCGGCAGCUUGAGACCCAUACCCAGACUCUCGAAAUACCUGUGUGUGUGGGUCGUGUGCCCGCAGACAGAGCGAGGGAGAUGGUGCGAGGGUGCGGUGUGUGUGUGUGUGUGUACCUAACGAUGUCCUUGGCGGGCCCUCUGUAGAUCUCAUGGCCAUCGCACAGCAGCAGAACGUCAUCGAACUUGUUGAAGGUGCUGCUCCGCGGCUGAAUGCAUCCAGCCAUCCAGCCAUCCACACACACACGUGUCAAACCUUUGUAUGUGCCGUGAUACGAUACCUGGUGGAUGGAGCACACGACGGUGUGUCCCUCCCUGGCGAGCCGCUUGAGCGUGUCAAACACCUGCUCAGCUUGAAACGAGUCGAGGCCAGACCUGUUGGUUGGUUGGUUGGUUGGCACACACCACACCAACGCAGCCACACAUGUGCACCUCUCUCUCUCUGUGUGUGGGGGUGCGUGUGUCGUGCGCUUUCACGUUGGUUCGUCUGCGAAUAUGACAGACGGCUUUGAGACGAGCUCCACACCCAGGUUGAGCCGCUUCUUCUCGCCACCAGAGAGGCCCCGCUGCUUCUCGUCGCCCACCAACACAUCACCUGCACACAGCCACAGCGUCACCCACACACGCAGAGUAUCACGCACAUGCGCCCGCAGACAUACCAGAUUUGAAGAGCCCCAGCUUCCUGAGGAUGUUCUCCGCCACGCCCAUCUUGACCCGCUUCGGCACCGUCUGGUUCAGCCGCAAGCACGCCGCCGUACCCAACGUCUCACGAGCCGUCAGCUGUGGAGAAACACACACACACACACACGAAUGCACACGACGCACACGAGCAGUCGCGUGACAUACCUGAGGAAAGAGGAGGUCACUUUGGCGCACGUAUGCGAGUGGCGGUGGGGGCGAGUUGGGCUUUCUGUAUCGGCUGGCGAGGUCGUUGACCGACUCGCUGUUGUACGUCACGCUUCCUGCACACACCCACACCCACACACAGACGGAGUGCUGCCCAUGCUGCUUGGGUGCAGGGUGUGCAUUCUCUCUCUUUGAUUGAUUGCCUGUGAGUGAGGCGCCAUCGGUCUUGGGCAGCUGACCGGCAAGGAUGUCGAGCAGCGUGCUCUUGCCUGCAGACAACAACCACACACCACACACCACAAACAAAGGGAGAGGGAUGAGUGCACUCGCACGCGAAGGCGCAGGCGCAUACAUACCCGAGCCGCUCGGUCCCAUGAUGGCCAGCACGCUGCCCGGUGAGGCCUGGCCUGAGAGAUCUGUCAGAAUGGUCCUGAAACACACGCGGGGUAUCCAUCCGUGUGCCGAUCUCCAUCCAUCCAUGCAUACCUGUUGCUCUCUCUGCUGUGGGACGCCGGCACGCUGUACUGCACCUUCUGCCAAUCGAGGUGCACACUCCGGACAGCAGGCGGACGGGCGGUGCCGCACACAGCAGCAUGAGGCAGCAGCGCCAGAAUGAUGCAUGCCAGAUUCAUCAGAUCGGUGCUGAUCUCCAUCUGGCUAAUGCUGGUGGAGGUCUGGUGGGAGGUUUG